Messenger RNA from Drosophila ficusphila, 1941 nucleotides. RefSeq names its product 4-hydroxybutyrate coenzyme A transferase. Gene Ontology annotation, molecular function: acetate CoA-transferase activity. The record is from RefSeq and is a predicted model, not a curated record. The transcript has 5 exons. Bases 315 to 1748 code for a protein of 477 amino acids. Gene Ontology annotation, biological process: acetate metabolic process. NCBI's taxonomy places the organism in Eukaryota, Metazoa, Arthropoda, Insecta, Diptera, Drosophilidae. Gene Ontology annotation, cellular component: mitochondrion.
AAUAUCCAUGAUGAAAAAAGACUAGGUAAAUAAAUGAGUAGUACAAGAACUAAAACGCGAAAGGAAGAGUGGGCUGGAUAGGAGCUCGUAAGUGUGAUCGGAAGAUAGCUUUUGCCGAAAAGCUUUUCUGCCGCUUAUGUUUGCGACCGCGAACCAGUUGCAAAUUUGGUGCCGCAGUGGACGGAACUUCCCCAACCAGUCUAAAAUUUCCUGAGCGAAACCCACCACUCAGUUACUCUUGCAUCCCGCGUACUGUUCGUUAGCCCUUCUCGGUGUGUGUUUUUAUAGGACAUACAUUAUAUAUAAAAACCAUUAUGAGCAAGCAAUUGGCGCGCCAUGUGGGUCAGCUGAGCAACCUGCUGAAAACAGCGACGACGGCAUCUACGGUCGCCGCCCAAAACAACUAUUUCACUUAUGUCCGGGAACUGUCGCAUCCCAUCGCCCGGGAGCCUCCAAUUGUGAAAGCGGAAGAGGCCGUGGCAUGCGUCAAAUCGGGCGACACGGUCUUUGCCGGCGGAGCAGCCUCCACGCCCGUGGCCCUGCUGAACGCGAUGGCCAAGCACGGAAAGGAGAACAAGCUCGAGUGCGUCACGGUGUGCCAUAUGCACACUGAGGGUCCUGGGGAGUACGCCAAGCCGGAGUACAAGGACAUCUUCCGCUCGAACUCGUUCUUUAUGGGUGCCAAUGUCCGUAAAGCGGUGGCCGAGGGACGUGGUGAUAAUGUUCCGAUCUUCCUGCACGAGAUCCCACAGCUGUUCUACAAGCAGAUCGUAAAGCCCGAUGUGUCUUUUAUCCACGUCUCGCCGCCGGAUAACCAUGGCUACUGCUCCCUGGGCACCAGCGUCGAUUGUGUGCGUGCUGCUCUACUGCACUCGAAGCUAAUUGUUGCUCAAAUCAACCCCAAGAUGCCGCGCACUUUCGGCGAUGCCAUUAUCCACAAGUCGCAUUUUGACUACGCCAUCGAGGUAAAUGAUGAUUUGCCUCAGCAUGGAACUGGUGAGAUUUCUCCUGUGGAGAAGAAGAUUGGAAAGUUGAUCGCGGAAAACCUCGUCAAGGAUGGUGCCACCUUGCAAAUGGGCAUUGGCAGCAUCCCUGACGCCGUUCUUGCCGCCUUGCACAACCACAAGGAUCUGGGCAUCCACUCCGAGAUGUUUGCCAACGGAGUUGUAGAGUUGGUACGCAAGGGAUGUGUCACCAACAGCAAGAAGAAGAUGCACCAGGGCAGGAUCGUGGGCUCCUUCCUCAUCGGUGACAAGGCUCUUUACGAUUUUGUAGACAACAAUCCAUUCAUCGAGAUGUAUGCCAUCGACUAUGUGAACAAUACCAGCAUUGUGAAACAGCAGCCCCGCAUGACGGCCAUCAACAGCUGCAUUGAAGUGGAUCUGACUGGACAGGUCUGCUCCGACUCCAUCGGCUCCCGUUUCUACUCUGGAUUUGGCGGACAGGUCGACUUCAUUCGUGGAGCGGCUGAGGGUCUGGACGGACUUGGUGUACCCAUCAUUGCCAUGCCAUCGACCACCAACAAGGGCGAGAGCAAGAUCUCACCUACGCUGAAGGAGGGCGCUGGCGUCGUCACUUCGCGUGCCCACGUUCACUACGUCGUCACGGAGCACGGAAUUGCCUCGCUUUUCGGCAAGAACGUGCGCCAGAGGAUGUACGAGCUCAUCCAGAUUGCCGAUCCCAAGCACCGCGAAUCCCUGGAGAAGCAAGCCUUCGAGCGCAUUAAGGUCAUGCCAUCACCGAACUAAGCACUGAACUCCUAGAGUAAACUAUUGCCGAGCAGCAACCCGCAAUCUUUGAAGGCAUUCCCGAAAUUGCUUUGAUCCACUUCAUAGAACUGCAAUCAUGAUAGCCCUUAUAUAGCAUUACCAAAAGAGAUCUUUCAAUUGAUGAGAACCAAAACCAUGGGAGAAAUAAAACUGAAAAAUUACUAAAAAGGCA